Messenger RNA from Nematolebias whitei (Rio pearlfish), 3379 nucleotides. It is a transcript of the gene inppl1a, whose product is annotated as inositol polyphosphate phosphatase-like 1a. Gene Ontology annotation, biological process: phosphatidylinositol dephosphorylation. NCBI's taxonomy places the organism in Eukaryota, Metazoa, Chordata, Actinopteri, Cyprinodontiformes, Rivulidae. Gene Ontology annotation, molecular function: protein binding; phosphatase activity. The record is from RefSeq and is a predicted model, not a curated record.
GUUUCAGAAGCACGUCCACACGUACAGAAUCCUCCCAGACGAUGAAGGAUUUCUGGCGGUGCAGACUUCUCAGGGCGUGCAGCCUAAGCGCUUUAAGACGUUGCCAGAGUUGGUGUCAUUGUACCUGCAGCCCAGUCAGGGCCUAGUUACUACGCUGCUUUAUACUGUGGACAGAGAGGAGACGGCUGUCACAGACGACCGGGACUAUUCAGAUGGAGAGGAUGAGAAGCCGCCCCUCCCCCCUCGCUCUGCCUCCACCUCCACUCCCCCUGGACCAGAAACGCCGACAGAAAGCGCCCCGGCAGCAAACGGCCUGAGCACCAUCUCGCACGAGUACCUGAAGGGCAGCUACGCGUUGGACCUCGACGCCGUCAAACAGGGAGCCUCGUCACUGCCUCAUCUCAACAAAACACUUGUGGCUUCCUGCAAGCGCCUUAACGGGGAGGUGGAUAAGGUUCUGUCUGGUUUGGAGAUCCUGUCGAAAGUGUUUGAUCAGCAGAGUGCUUUCAUGGUGUCUAAGAUGAUCCAACAGGUGAAGCUUGAUGUUUACCUGGCAGAGCUGACAAAGAUCGGAAAGAGUCAGAAGUACACUUUAUCUGUGGACGUGGAGGGAGGGAGGCUGGUGGUGAUGAAGAAGGUGAAGGACAACCAGGAGGACUGGACCACUUUUACUCAUGACAAAAUUCGUCAGCUGAUCAAGUCUCAGCGGGUUCAGAAUAAACUGGGCAUCGUGUUCGAGAAGGAGAAGGACAAGAGCCAAAGGAAAGACUUCAUCUUUGCCAGUGCCAAGAAGCGGGAGGCAUUUUGUCAGCUGCUGCAGCUGAUGAAGAACAAACAUUCCAACCAAGACGAGCCCGACAUGAUUUCCCUCUUCAUAGGCACAUGGAAUAUGGGCUCGGUUCCAUCACCAAAGUCUGUGGCAUCGUGGGUUUUGUGUCGCGGCCUGGGGAAAACUCUGGAUGAGAUGACCGUCACAAUCCCUCAUGACCUUUACGUGUUUGGAACCCAGGAAAACUCCGUGUGUGAUCGAGAAUGGGUGGAGUCGCUACGUGCCACACUAAAAGAACAGACAGAACUGGAUUAUAAGCCGAUUGCGGUGCAGACUCUAUGGAACAUUAAACUUGCUGUGUUGGUAAAACCAGAGCAUGAGAACAGGAUCAGCCACGUGGGGAUGUCCAGUGUCAAGACGGGGAUUGCGAACACGUUGGGCAACAAGGGAGCAGUGGGCGUGUCGUUCAUGUUCAAUGGCACAUCGUUUGGCUUUGUGAACUGUCACUUAACAUCAGGGAAUGAGAAGAUUGCCAGGAGGAACCAGAACUACCUUGAUAUUUUACGGCUGCUAUCACUAGGAGACAAACAGCUGAACUCCUUUGACAUUUCACUGCGUUUCACACAUCUGUUCUGGUUAGGAGACCUCAACUACAGGCUGGACAUGGACAUUCAGGAAAUUUUAAAUUACAUUAACAGGAAGGAAUUUGAGCCGCUGCUAAAAGUGGACCAGCUCAACCUGGAGAGGGAGAAGAAUAAAGUCUUUCUACGUUUUGCGGAGGAAGAGAUCUCGUUUCCUCCAACGUACCGUUACGAGCGAGGUUCCAGGGACACAUACGUGUGGCAGAAGCAGAAAGCCACAGGGAUGAGGACUAAUGUUCCAUCUUGGUGUGACCGGAUCCUGUGGAAGUCGUACCCAGAAACUCACACUGUGUGCAACUCCUACGGCUGUACUGAUGACAUUGUGACCAGCGACCAUUCACCUGUAUUUGCUACGUUUGAGGUUGGAGUGACGUCUCAGUUUGUCUCUAAAAAAGGUUUGCCAAAGUCCUCAGAGCAGGCGUACAUUGAGUUUGAGAGCAUCGAGGCCAUUGUGAAGACAGCGAGCAGGACCAAGUUCUUCAUUGAGUUCUACUCUACCUGUCUGGAAGAGUUUAAGAAAAGCUACGAGAACGACAGCCAGAACAGCGACAACAUCAACUUCCUGCGUGUGGGUUGGUCCAACAAGCAGCUGACGACACUCAAACCGCUGCUGUCAGAGAUUGAGUACCUGCAGGACCAACAUCUGCUGCUCACUGUCAAAUCAGUGGAUGGAUACGAGUCCUACGGAGAGUGUGUGUUGGCUCUUAAGUCGAUGAUCGGCAGCACAGCACAGCAGUUCCACACAUACCUGUCCCAUCGAGGCGAGGAAACGGGAAAUAUCCGGGGGUCCAUGAGGGUUAGAGUCCCUGCUGAAAGGAUGGGCACCAGAGAGAGAUUGUAUGAGUGGAUCAGUGUGGACAAUGAUGAGACAGGCGGACCCAAAGGGAAAUCCACCAUGGUAUCCAGAGUGGGCCAUGAGUAUGUCAAGCAGUCUGUGGUGCGUAAACCACUUGGAGAGCUGGGUAAGGUCAGCGAGGAGGGAGAAAGAAGCAUCAAAGAGGAAACUGCUGCAAGGCCCAAACAGGACACCUCAGAUUCUGACUCAUCCAUCAGCAAGAACAGCUACAACAACCCUGCCUACUACAUCCUGGAGGGCGUUCCCAACCAAUCAGCUGCAGCUCUUUCUCCUGAACUCCUCCCAUCUCCCACCUCUACGAACCCCCCAGCAGCUAAAGUCCUCCCUCCCUCAUCUGGGGCUCGAACCAAACCCACUUCUGCACCUUCAGGGCCCCCACAUUCACCCAGACCUGCAGCAGGACAGGAAAGCCUCUCGGAGGAGGACGGAGGUGCUGGUAUGGUGGGGGCACACGGUGGGACAGGAAGCACGCUGAAUCGACCCCCUCCCGACUUCCCCCCGCCUCCUCUCCCUAAAGGAGCCCUGGAAAUGGUUGCAGAGGCUCCGUUCAACAAGCCUCGCUCACUUUAUCCGGACCUGACCGAGGUCAGGAUCCCCACAGCCGGGCCCGGUGGCCCAGUCGUCAUUGGAGAGGGUUUUAGGCGAGGGGGAGUUGGAGCAGGGGGGCUGGACGAUCAGUCGUGCUCUGUCCUGCAGAUGGCAAAGACUCUGAGUGACACCGAGUUUCCUGGACAGCCUCCCCGCGCCCCCUCGGCACCUCCACCUCAUCGAGGGCAACCGAUGGGUUUGGGUCUGGAAGCCUGCCGCACGUUCCCUCCCAGGAACCCCAUCCCAGAGAGCAUCGCCGAGGACAUGCCAGAGGAGGCACUUUGGGGCAGCAGUAGCUCGUCGCUGUCCGUGGGGGAGUCUUCAGUUGGGGAGUGGCUGCAGAGACUGGGCUUGGAGCGCUAUGAGCAGGGUCUUCUGCACAACGGCUGGGACGAUCUGGAGUUCCUCAGUGACAUCACUGAGGAGGACCUGGAGGAGGCCGGGGUUCUGGAUUCCACCCAUAAGAAGAUUCUGCUGGAGAGCCUCAGGCAGCAGCAGAAAUAAACUGCACCUUUGACCGGUCCA